AUGCUUGCUAAACAAAAGUUGUUGUCUAAGAAGUUUGAUAGCUUCAAUGAAAAGUUUGAGAAAUUGCAAGUGUCUAAGGUUCAAUCAACUUCUGUGGUUUGUGAGUAUUGUAGAGAAGCUCACGAGUCUAAUGAGUGCCCUACUCUAAUGGGUGAUAAUCCACUGCAGGUGCAAGUGAAUGGGGUUUGGAGAGGUCAAGGAGGUGGUCUUGACUAUGGUUCCAACAAUUAUUUGCAACCUCCUCCUCUUCCACAAAAAGACUCUUCUGAGCUGGAGAAAGCUUUGAUACAGCUUUCUAAGACAAUGAAUGACCACAUUCUGACAAAAAAUUCUUUUAUCAAUGAGGCUAGAGCACACAACAAGAAUCGGGAUGCUUCUAUCAAGAACCUGGAGGUUCAAAUUGGUCAAUUAUUCAAGCAAAUUUCUGAGAGACUUCCAGGAACAUUUCCUAGUGACACUAUUGCGAAUCCCAAGGAGUAUUACAAGGCUAUAAUGACCAGAAGUGGUAAAGUUCUUCCAUCUCCUGAGGUGGAGGAGAAGCUUGAUGAGGCAGAAAAAGAAAAGGAGAAAGAACAGAAUGUGAUUGUUAAGAAGAAGCAUGAGAUGAGUUCUGGUUAUGUGAGAGCUAUGGCACCUUAUCCUGAAAGAUUCAAGCAAGAUGCUCAGGAGCAGCAAUAUGCCAGGUUUCUUGAUAUUUUCAAAAAGUUGCACAUUAAUAUUCCCUUUGCUGAGGCUUUGGCUAAUAUGCCAAAUUAUGCCAAGUUUAUGAAAGACCUCUUAUCAAGGAAACACAAGUUGCAAGAAUGUCAGACUGUGACACUCACUGAGGAGUCUUUGUGUGAUCUUGGGGCGAGUGUGAAUUUGAUGCACUUGUCUGUGUGUAAAUCUUUGGGGAUAUCUGAGCUCAAGCCUACUAUGGUUUUCUUGCAACUUGCUGACAAAUCUUUGAGGAAACCCACUGGUAUAAUUGAAGAUGUACUUGUGAAAGUGGACAAAAUUGAUGUUUUAGAAGAAGUGGUGAAAGAAGAGAAAUCUUCUAGUCAGGAGCUUGAUGAAGAACUUAAGGUACGUGAUAUUGUUCUUUUUGAGGAAGAAAAGAGUGUUGUGUUUGAGGUUCUUGAGAAGAAAGAUUCUGACAAAGAAGGUGGUGCCCCAAAAGUAGAGUUAAAGGAGCUGCCUAAAACUCUUAAAUACAUCUUAUUGGGUGAUGAGGAGACUUAA
Molecule: messenger RNA, 1221 nt
Organism: Gastrolobium bilobum
Lineage: Eukaryota; Viridiplantae; Streptophyta; Magnoliopsida; Fabales; Fabaceae
Exons: 5
Coding region: 1-1221 (406 amino acids)
Source: RefSeq, a predicted model, not a curated record